Lates calcarifer (barramundi perch) is the source of this 2336-nucleotide messenger RNA. It is a transcript of the gene emx3, whose product is annotated as empty spiracles homeobox 3. The coding region runs from base 820 to 1581 and encodes 253 amino acids. Gene Ontology annotation, molecular function: DNA-binding transcription factor activity, RNA polymerase II-specific; DNA binding. The transcript has 3 exons. NCBI's taxonomy places the organism in Eukaryota, Metazoa, Chordata, Actinopteri, Centropomidae. Gene Ontology annotation, biological process: brain development; regulation of DNA-templated transcription; neuron differentiation. The record is from RefSeq and is a predicted model, not a curated record.
AGAUGUGUUUAGGUUUUUGCAGCAGUUUGUUGUUGAGGGAUUUAGUUUUUAAAUGAACUUUAUUUAAAACGAACAGAGUCUGUGCUCGCUCCUCCUACAGAUUAAUCAUCACACUCUUCUUUAUCUUCAUCUAUCUUCAUCACUGUCAGUCAUCAUCAUCACCUUUAACGUUUUCUAUCAUCCUCCCUCCCCCCUGACUCCCCCUCCUCCUCCUAUCACCGUCAUCCACUCGAUUAACAAAAUGGCUGUCGUAGGGGGCCGCCUGUGCGCAUGCUCAGCACACCUCUGGCGGCGAGGGCAGGGCAGGUAUCUGCGCUCAGCCUGUUGACUGACACACACUCCCGGCUCGGCUCAGACUCCGGCAUGCGGCGGCAGGAGGCGCGAGGACACACCGACUGAUCAGAGUCCCUGCAGCCCGCCGCGCUCCGCUCGAACCCCGGCUGCCGCUCGGAAGAGGAUCCGCCGCUGCUCUCUGACCUGGAGGAGACUUUCACAGGAGUUUGCUUGAUUUUUUUUGUUUGUUUGUUUUUUUGUUUUUUGUUUUUGUUUUUUUUUUUGGUGCGUGAACCUGCAAGAAGCGGCCGCAGAGCGUGCAGAGACACCGCCCCGGACACAGGUGAGAGGAAACUUCACCGCUGCUAGGUGCGAGUUUGAUCAGGAUUUGGUUUUUACGCACCGGCGGAGUCUUGGGGAGAGUCAUGGCUCUGCGGGGGAAGCUGGGAAUCUGAGCUCCCCGAAUCCCAGGAACUGGACUAACUGGACGCCGAUUUGUUCUCAUCUUCAUCAUUUUCCUGCUCCGCUCAGCUCCAGGUGCUCACGAUGUUCCAGCACAGCAAUAACAAGAAAUGCUUCACCAUCGAGUCUCUGGUGGGGAAGGAGGCGAACAGCCACCACAGCAGCAGCGGUGGCGGCGGUGGCGGCGGCGGCUCGGGGGAUGAGCCCAUCCGGCCCACAGCGCUCAGGUUCCCGGAGUCCCUGCACCCGGCCGCCGCCGCAGCCGCCGGUGUCUUCGGCUCCUGCUUCCAGGGAAGCAGCGGGAGGACUUUGUACUCUGCCGGGCCGGACAUGGUGCUGCAGGAGCCCGGGACGCACACGCAGAGCCCGGGCGGGCUGCCGCUGCACCCGCUGCAGAUCCCCCCGCAGAGCUUCUUCAGUCCGCAGCACCGGGACGCGCUCAGCUUCUACCCCUGGGUGCUGCGGAGCCGGUACCUGGGACACCGCUUCCAAGGGGAGGACAGCAGCCCGGAGAACCUGCUGCUUCACGGUCCGUUCUCCAGGAAACCCAAACGGAUCCGGACGGCGUUCUCCCCGUCUCAGCUGCUCCGUCUGGAACGAGCCUUCGAGAAGAACCACUACGUGGUCGGAGCCGAGAGGAAGCAGCUCGCCAGCGGGCUGUGUCUGACCGAGACGCAGGUGAAGGUGUGGUUUCAGAACCGCAGGACGAAGCACAAGCGUCAGAAGUUGGAGGAAGAGUCUCCCGACGCUCAGCAGAAGAGGAAGGGCAGUCAGCACGUCAGCCGCUGGAGAGCAGCCACGCAGCAGGCCGGAGGCGAGGACGUGGACGUCAUCAGCGAGGACUAGACUGCUGCAAACACACAACACAACCACAACACACACACACACAGGUCCGUACAGCCCUGUCACACAGAGAUGUGAAGGUGCGUUCAGGCGCCUUCUCCAGGAAACGUUUUUUUUUUUUUUACAUGAUUUAAACUGAAGCAGACAGUAAAUCCAAACAGAGCCGCUCUGAAACAUCUAAAACAACAGAACAAAAGUAGCAAAGAAACUGGUGGAAAAGGAGGACACUGAACGCACCACGAGGCCAACUUUAAGUACUGACGACGUAAAGCAACAGAGUUGGAGCUGUAAUGAAUCUGUAAAUCAGAACCAGUGAAAGCUCAGAAUAAAGUGCUAAUUCAACUUUAAAUCCACUCAUUUUAAUUUGUCUAAAAAGACUAAAAACAGACUUUAACUUAUCGAGCUUAAACAUCUUACAGAUUCUGCAGAGACACAGUAAACUGAGCUGCAGCUAAGAUGUAAAAAUAUCCAUCAUUAUUCUUGACUUUUUCUUGGAUAAUAAGUCACAGUAGGUUUACUGUUAAAACUAAAGGUCAGUGUCUCUUAAAAUAAAGUGUGAGACAGUUCAUCUGUGUGAUAAUCACAUCUGAAACAUGACCCUGAAACCAUCUCAGAUUUGCAUAAGCUGCGGCUGCAAAUUGCCGUCAUUAAAACAUUAUUAUUAUUAAUCGUUUCUGUGUGUUCAGCAGCUGUGCUGUUCUCUGUGGUCAGAAACAUCUGGAGGAACCUGAACAGACUUUAAACCGAGCACGAACCAG